Messenger RNA from Gossypium arboreum, 2242 nucleotides. Its product is annotated as putative WEB family protein At1g65010, chloroplastic. Lineage: Eukaryota; Viridiplantae; Streptophyta; Magnoliopsida; Malvales; Malvaceae. The record is from RefSeq and is a predicted model, not a curated record. Bases 308 to 2050 code for a protein of 580 amino acids. The transcript has 2 exons.
UUUGGAACAUUUUAUUUAACCAAUUUUAUCCUUUUAGAUUUUGGUCCCCUUGUUUUUCUCCAAUAGGAUUUUUCUUGUUCAUCAUAGAUUAAAUUUAACCAAUUUUAAAACAUUUCAACAUUGUUUAAACUGGUUUGUUUUCACUUGUAUCUGUUAUUAGAAAACAAUGGAGUCAGUAUAAUCUCAAUCACCAAAUCUUGUUUAUUUUUAGAAUCGUUGCCCCCCAAUGGUGCUUUUUCAAAAAGAACAACCCCUUCCUUCCAACAAAUAAAAAAAAAAAAAAGAACACUUCAACAUCAACAUUUUCAUGUCAAUCAAAGAAAUGGAGGAAUCAAUGAGUGGGUAUGAAAAUGAAAUUGGGAUGAAGUUAAGUGAAGAUGUCAAUCAAAGGUAUACAUCAAUGGCGUCUGGGAAAGUUGCAGACAUUCAUACAGAACUUAAGAACAAGGAAAGGUACAUCCAAUCCUUGAAAACUGAACUUGGGAAAGCUAAAGAAUUGGAAGUGAAAUUGGCUGAAAAAGAAGCGUCGUUUCGUAAACUAAAACAAGAGUUGGUAAAAUCAAGAUUAUUCGAGUCCGAAGCCAUGAAUUUGUUGUCUCAAGGGAAGAAGAGAAUCCAGGAAUUAGAGGAAGAGAUUGAGAGAAGGAAAGAAUCGGAGAAGAAGAUGCAUGAUUCGUUCGUUGCUCAAUCAAAAGAACAUAAACAAACCCAGAUUUCUUUAGAAAGAUCCAAGCAAGAAAUCAAGCUUUUGUUGGAAAAUCUGGAUAAAUCUGAAGGUUCAUCAGAGGUUGCAUCACAGAGUUCAGUGGGGGAUGAUCAUUUAGACAGACAUGAAUUUGAGCUUCAAUUGACUAAAGCUAACUCAGCUCGUGCUCUUGAAGAUGAACGAGCUUCGUCAUUGAAAGCAAAGAAAUUAGCUGAAGAAGUGAAGUCGUUAAAGAGUCAACUAAGAUCCACCAUUGAAGCUGAAGAAAACAACCAAAAGGCCAUGGAUGAUUUAGCCUUAGCAUUGAAGGAAGUGAAAUCUGAAGCAAACGAAACAAAAGAGAAGCAUUGUUUAACGAUCCAAGAGCUCGAGAAAUCGAAAGAGGAAGUCAAAAACUUGAAGCUGCAACUGAAGAAAGUUGAAGAACAAUACAUGGAAGCAAAGGAAGCAGCUGAUAGAUUCAACAAUACCUCAGAGAGAUUGAGACUUGAAGCUGAAGAAACCCUUUUAGGAUGGAAUGGAAAAGAGAAGGGAUUCGUUGAAUGUAUUCGAAAAGCCGAAGAUGAAAGGAAUGCGGCUCACGAAGAGAACAAAGCAUUGCUUGAAGCACUCGAGGAAUCUAAAAACAUGUAUAAAAUAGCCAAGGAAGAGAAUCAGAAACUACGGGAUAUAAUGAAACAAGCUAUAAAUGAAGCUAGUGUAGCAAAAGAAGCAGCUAAUAUUGCCAGGGAAGAGAAUUCCCAACUCAAAGACACCAUUGCUAAAAAAGAAGAAGCUUUGAAUAUCCUUUCACAAGAGAAUGAAAGUCUUAAGAUCAAUGAAGCAGCAGCAGUUGAAAACAUUAGGGAUUUGAAACUAUUGUUUUGUGAAGCAAAUUGGGAAACUGAGGAUCAUCAUGAACAAGCCACGAAACAAAAACCAGUCAAUACUAGUUCUGCAGAAAAGGAUCAUAGUAAGAAAGUAAAGCGUUAUCAUGAACGCAGUAGUGGUCCUUUGAGCUUGACAUUCCCAGUGAGAGCAAGUGAUGAAGAUUCGAGUUCGGAUUACUCUGAUGAUCCACUUAAAGGAUCCAUUUUUGAUGUGGCUGAAACCCCAAAGUCUGCUCCUGCCGCUGGUUCAACACCAAGUGUUGGAACCCAUCAGAGGAAAAAGUCAUCUUCUGUGUUGACGGAUGAUGAAGGAAUGAAUGGCGAGGAGUUUGAGGGAAUUGAUACAAGCCAUUUUGAUGAAGAAGGUGAUAGGAGCACGAGAAAGAAGAAAGCUUUGUUAAGAAGGUUUGGUGAUCUUAUAAGGAGAAAAAAUAUUCCCAAAAAGGAACAACCUUUAGAUCAAGGAGAAAAAUAAAAUGAAGUUUGUAUAUGAUUUUCAAUUUGUUUGUUCUUUUUUUUAAAAUUAUUUUUCUUUAAUUAUGUGUUUCUUAUAAAACUGUAAUGUGACUUAUCAUUACACAAAUACUUGUUGGUAAUAUAUACAAUUAAAACGUGUAUAAUAAAAUUAAAAUUAAAAUUAGAAAAUAUAAAAAUAAAUUAAAAUUAA